AUGUACCAACUUCCAGAUGCGUUGGAUCGCUUUCGCGUUGGGUUUCAGGCUACUGACCCAAAGGACAAAGUAUAUGGUCUCCUGAAUCUGGUCUCACCAAGGUUUGAAGUAGACGCCCUUGAUAUCAAUUACAGCAAGAGCGUUGGAAAAGUAUAUGCCGACACUGUUCUUACCGACAUCCAACUAUACUCGCGGUUGACGGCCUUCGCUCGUAUUACACAUCCUGUGAGUUACGAUGGCCCGGGGCCCGGGGACUACAAAGACUGCAAGGACUUCAAAGAGAUAUCAGAGUACAGGUCAUGGGCUCCGCGGUGGGAUCGUAUAGGAUUUGCGGAGAAGUUGGGUAUUGACGACGCGGAUUGUCCUUGGAGUGCGUGUGGGAAAAACUCGACUGCUGUGAUCGUCGAGAAACCCAGUGAACCCGCACAGCUCUACCUCAAGGGUGUAAUAUACGGCAGAGUAGAUGAGGUUGGCAGAAUCAUGGACUACUAUAAUCUGAAGGACCCCGAGUAUGCUGGCGACCCCAAGUUCGACAGUAAUAACGAGAAUGCCUACGAGAUGGUUCCUGAUGGCACGGACAUCAACUCCGGUUAUGACCCAACUGACAGACAUCCAUAUAUCGACAAUUUCGAACGAAUAGACGUCGAAUCGUCUCCAGAGAAGUUCGCUCGAACUUUGACAGCAGGUCGCUGGGAUGAAGAUGGUAAAUAUCUUGAUCGUCUAAGCACGGAAAUGCAAGCAAGACAUAGUGCUGCGUGCAUUCAUUUGCUACUUCGGUUGCUACAUGUUUAA
Messenger RNA from Alternaria arborescens, 792 nucleotides. RefSeq lists its product as hypothetical. The transcript has a single exon. The record is from RefSeq and is a predicted model, not a curated record. Bases 1 to 792 code for a protein of 263 amino acids. Lineage: Eukaryota; Fungi; Ascomycota; Dothideomycetes; Pleosporales; Pleosporaceae.